This is a messenger RNA of Capsella rubella, 1111 nucleotides long. Its product is annotated as 40S ribosomal protein S7-1. The transcript has 5 exons. Lineage: Eukaryota; Viridiplantae; Streptophyta; Magnoliopsida; Brassicales; Brassicaceae. Gene Ontology annotation, molecular function: structural constituent of ribosome. The record is from RefSeq and is a predicted model, not a curated record. Gene Ontology annotation, cellular component: 90S preribosome; ribosome; small-subunit processome. Bases 319 to 894 code for a protein of 191 amino acids. Gene Ontology annotation, biological process: ribosomal small subunit biogenesis; rRNA processing; translation.
UUCGUUAUGACGAAAUUUUGUUCUGUUGUUUUCUAUUUGAUCGUGAUUUUCAGAGAUGCGUUUCUUUGUUUUCCCUUGAUUUGUUGUGUUUUCGCCGUUAAAUGUCAUGUUUACAUGUCGCAUUGAUCGGUAACAUGAGUGAUACAGAACAUAAACUCUGAAUUUUGCAGUAAAGUCCUUUCUUUUAGAUUCCGAGAUUUUUCUUGUUUGUGAUCAGAUUUUUCAAGUGUUAUGUUAGAGACUUAAAAAGGGACUUGAAAUGUUACUGUUUCUCAGUGCUUUGGUUAAGGUUUUGGGAGGUUGUAUUUGAGUGAAAAGAUGUUUUCAGCUCAGCAUAAGAUUCAUAAGGACAAGGGUGUGGAACUUUCUGAGUUAGAUGAGCAAGUUGCUCACGCUUUCUUUGAUUUGGAGAACACCAACCAAGAACUGAAAAGUGAGUUGAAGGAUUUGUACGUCAACUCGGCACUUCAAGUUGAUAUAACUGGAGGACGCAAGGCAAUUGUUAUCAAUGUUCCUUUCAGAUUGAGAAAAGCUUACAGGAAAAUCCAUGUUAGGCUUGUUCGUGAACUUGAGAAGAAGUUCAGCGGAAAGGAUGUAAUCCUCAUUGCUACAAGGAGGAUUGUCAGGCCACCUAAGAAGGGCUCAGCGGCAAAAAGACCACGCAACCGUACUCUGACCUCAGUUCAUGAAGCCAUUCUUGAUGAUGUUGUCUUACCUGCUGAGAUUGUUGGGAAGCGUACUAGGUAUAGACUCGAUGGUACCAAAAUCAUGAAGGUCUUCUUGGAGCCAAAGGAAAGGAACAACACUGAAUACAAGCUUGAGGCUUUCUCUGCGGUUUACAAGAAGCUCACUGGUAAAGAUGUCGUUUUUGAGUUUCUCAUAACUGAGGCCUAAGAGGUGAAAUGAAACUUAGGGAAAUCUGUUGUGAUCUCAGAUAUAUAAGUCCUCCUUUUGCUUUACUUUCUAUCUGUCAUGACAUUGAUUUUACUUCUGAAAAUGUGUACACUCGUUGAAUUUUCUAGGUAAUUUUGUGUUUGAUGGGCAAAGAACGACAAGUUAUAGCUUGUCCUUGGUGAUUUUAUGUUAUAACUAAUUUGUCUUGAGGGUUGAA